Messenger RNA from Archocentrus centrarchus (flier cichlid), 1753 nucleotides. RefSeq names its product piggyBac transposable element-derived protein 3-like. The transcript is spliced from 3 exons. Bases 154 to 1365 code for a protein of 403 amino acids. NCBI's taxonomy places the organism in Eukaryota, Metazoa, Chordata, Actinopteri, Cichliformes, Cichlidae. The record is from RefSeq and is a predicted model, not a curated record.
AGUACACAUUUAGUUUUUGCUUAUAUCUCUCAUACUACACGUUCCACUCUUCUACAUCCUGAUGUUUCUUAAAGAGGACCACUGUAGCUUUAAAAUGAUGUCACAUGUGUGGGGGUGUGUCCUUGUCAACUCUCCUUUUCCUGCCUUUUCAAAAUGGCUGGCAUCCCGGCAAGCUCGUUUUAUGGAAGAAAUAAAGUAGCCAGCUCUUUGACAGAGGCAGAGAGAAUUCUUAACAGAAUCAUUGAGGGAGAUUCAGACAUAGAUCUUUCAGAAGAUGAGAGUCAAGUGAGCCAGACAGGAGAGGUUGAGAACUCAGAUGAGGAACCAGAUGAGGAUGACCUACAAGAUGCAGGGCCAGAUGUAGUGGACAAAGACACAGGGCUUUCUGAAGUGUACCGUCGUCCCAUUUGGUCCAAAACCAACAUGUUCAUGCCUGUUUUGGAAGAACACAGAUUUGCAGAUGAUGGGACCCUAAUGACCCGUAGCGAUUGGAGCCCACAGCAGUACUUCCAACAGUACAUUGACCAAAAACUAAUUCAGGACCUGUCCUUCUUCACCAAUCAGCGUAUGGUACAGGAUUCAGGGUCUAGUUUAAACACAACACCAGAAGAGAUCAAAACCUUUUUAGGAAUUUCCAUGUAUAUGGCAUGCCUUGGAUAUCCAAGAAUCAAAAUGUACUGGGCUGCCAAAACAAGAGUCGCAGUUAUAGCAGAUUCCAUGACACGUGAUCGUUUCUACAAGAUCAAGUCUUUGCUGAAAGUGGUCAAUGAUCUAGUUGUACCAGAAGACGAAAAGAAAAUGGAUCCCUUGUGGAAAAUCAGACCAGUUCUAAAGCGAGUCCUCCAAGGUUGCCUUGGCCUACCUAGGCCAACAAAGGUCUGUAUUGAUGAACAAAUUGUUCCAUUCACCGGCCGUUGUCCAGUUCGUCAGUUUGUGCCUGGGAAACCAAAUCCAACAGGAUUAAAGGUUUUCGUUCUUGCAAGUCCAGGUGGCUUGGUACUGGAUUUUGAAACUUACAUGGGAAAGAACACCUUCACUCAAGUUCAACAGAUGGGCAUAAGUGGAAAUGCAGUCCUGCGUUUGACUGAGACACUUCCCAGAGGAUCACUGGUCUACUUUGAUCGAUAUUUUACGACCGUCAAGCUUCUAGAUGCACUUCAAGAAAGGGGCUUGUCUGCUACAGGAACAAUUCAAAAGAAUCGAAUCCCAAAAGAGUGCCACUUCACUGCUGACAACAUCCUGAUUAAAAUACCAAGAGGAUCAUCAGAAAUGAUUGUACGGAGACCUGAAGAAAUAGCAAUCACCAAGUGGAUGGACAACAAGCCUGUUAUCAUGGCAUCAACUGCCCAUGGAGUUGAGCCCUAGGAUACCUGUUCCAGAUGGUCAAAGAAAGAACAGAGACAAAUCCAAGUCCCGAGACCUGCAGUAGUUGCAGAAUAUAACAUCAACAUGGGAGGAGUUGACAUGUGUGAUCGCAUGCUCAGCUUCUACAGAAUGUCCAGCCGGACCAAGAAGUGGACUGUUCGCACCAUGCUUCACUUCAUUGAUUUGGCCAUCACCAACUCAUGGCUUCAGUACCGACAAGACAGCCAGGCCUUGCAACGGGCUGCAAAGAACACCUCCCAGUAUCUGGAGUUCAAACUCCUCUUGGCAGAGGAACUAAUAACCCAGGGACAAACAUGUCAACAAGACCUGAAUGUUUCAAGUGAUGAAGAGUUCUCUCUGGAAAUCAAAAAAAGGAAGCCCCAUCCAG